AUUAUUCUGUGAAUCCUUCAAAAUAUACAUAACAAACAAAUAUUGAAUAGCAUAUUUGAAUUUUUACUCAAUAUUUUCUAUUAACGAAUGGAUUUAAGAGUGAAGAGUACUGGAGAAAUCAGAAAGAAAUCUUUUACGCUCAACCCAAGGCCAUUAGACGGCCUUAUUCUUCGAAUACAUCAUACUGAUACCGAGUCACAAAAACUAAGGUUUCUGCAUACAUGUUUCAAUGAUGAAGGAAACAUAUUGGCCUCUUCCGACAAUAAUGGAAAUUUGUUUUUCAUCAAUAUUACGUCCCGCAAAUUUUGGGGAUUACCUGUUGUUAAUUCAUGUACUCUACUACAAUUUUCUUCUUUCAAAACAUGCGAAAUUCUUAUUGGACAAAGGAGCAAUGAAAUAUUCAUAGUGAAUUCUGAGAAUGGAGUGAUUACGGCAAAAUUAUUUGGGCAUGCAAGUCCCCCAAAUAAUAUAUCAUUUUCCAGUUGUGUAUACUGUUUGACUUCUUCUAAAACAGAAGCAAUAAUUUGGAAUUUACAGGAUAACUCAAAAUUAAAGAUAUUGGCUUUAGAAGAAGGAUCUCUUUUGUCAUAUGUUUCUUUUUUGCCAAAUUCAAAUCACAUUAUCGGUUGUUAUACUGACAAUUUGAUAAAUGUGUGGGAAAUUGGAUCUUUCAAAGUUUUGAGAGCUAUUCCAGCAACUACUUGGAGAAAUAUUAAUAUAAAAAAUUUCACAUUAUCUUAUGAUGGUUCUUUUAUGGCAUUAUCUGGAAAUGACCCUUGUAUAGCCAUCUAUUCACUAAAAGCAUGGAAAGUUCUCAAAUUUGUUAAUAUGCCGGAAUAUGUGAAAACUAUUAGAUUUUUGAAAUUUAUAUCCUAUAAAAAAUCCACAAACCCUAUAUUAGGAAUAUUAUCAGGACACGGAGUUCUGUCAUUUUUUGAUUUGUUAGAGGACAUAAUAAUAAGUGAAUUAAAGACACAAAAUGAAAUCCUUAAAGUGGAUCACUCUGGCCCUAAUUUAUUUCUGGGCUGCUUAAUCUCUACUGGAGAAAUAGAAAUAUACGACUUGAGUAUGUUUGUUGAAAAACCUGCAAAAGUAACUGCUCUUACUAAGAAAAAAAUGAAACUUAAAUUGCAUCAGAAGAUUCCUCCAAAUAAAGUGGUGGAAUUCAAAGAUGAGCUUGAAGAAAUGUUAAAUAUAGAUAAACUUCGUUUAAUUCUCAAGGAAUAUGGUGAAUAUCCAGAAAAUUAUCGUAUGAUGAUUUGGGAACAGCUGCUACAACUUCCAUAUAACAAAACAGUUUAUGAUGCAAUCAUCAAGUAUCAAGCACACAAAGCUUUUGAGAAUUUGGAUAAAGAGUAUCCAAUGGAAAAUAGAAGUUUCAAAAGUUUGAGGUGUCUCCUAAAUAAUUUGGUAACUUGGUGUGGGUUUUUCUCACAUGUGUAUUAUUUACCUGUUUUCGUCUACCCCUUCGUCAAAGUCUUUCAGAAUAAACCAAUGGUUUGUUUUGAAGCAGUGGCCACUAUUUUAUUAAAUUGGUGUCAAUACUGGUUCGAAUAUUUUCCUUUGCCACCCAUUAACAUCUUGGCAAUAAUAGAAAAUAUGUUAUUGGAGUGGGAUCCAGAACUUCUUCGUCAUAUUAACAACCAUGGUAUAACUUCCAAACAAUAUGCAUGGUCUUUAUUAGAGAGUGCUUUUUCUGAAGUACUAACAUCUCAGUCCUGGUUUAUAUUUUGGGACCAUAUACUGACAAAUGAACCCUCAUUUCUCAUUUGUACUGUGAUUGGAUAUAACAUUAUUCAGAGAAAUAUAUUGUUGAAUUUGAAAGAUACAAAAGAAAUCGAAAAUUUUUAUCACAAGCAGAAUCCGCUAGAUAUGAAGAAAUUUUUGGCAAAGUGCUAUAAAAUAAAGGAAAAAACUAAACCAGACAUCCAUCCACAUAAGUACUUGAACAUGUUCACAAAUCUUGAAAAGGGAGUUUAUCCUGUUUUUCAUGGAUAUCCUAAAGUUAUAAUAGAAAAUGAAACUCAAAAAUUAAGUGAUUUGAAGAAUGAGUUGCGCAAUAUUGAAGUUGAAGAGGCCAGAUUACUUUUGGAUAAAAAGAAACAAAUAGAUAAAAUGUUGGACUCUGACAUAGAAACAAUUGAGAAAAACAGGUUGUAUGAAAUGAAAAAGGCCUGUAAUGAAAAACUACAGAACCAACAGAUCAGGGCAAAACAUCACUUACAACGUCUAACACAGCUCCGUAAGAAAUUCGAUCAGCAUCAGGCUAAAAUUCUUGAAUACUCUAAAAAUGAUGUCAUCAGAAAAAAAUUACUGGCUACUGACAUGAUGUACAGUGAGAUAGAAACGAACAGUAAAACAGAUGAAUACUUGGCAGAGAAAGCGGAAGCUAUGCUUCUACGGCAUUAUUCGGAGCUUAUAAAGCACAAAAUGCAGAUUGAGGCUUUAUUGAAGGAAGAUUCAAGUUCGAUAGAUGAACCUCAAUUGCACGAGACAAUUAGAAAAGAACAUAGGAAAAUUUUGAAGGAAAUUAAGAAGAUAUCCCAGUCACCUGAUGCUAAUGAAAGAAUCAGGCAAUACAAUGUAGUAUCUAGCUUAUUGGCUAUGGAUGACCUAAUUAGAAAAGUUGAAACAGCCCUUGCUAAGGAACUUUCAAGUGAAUAUUUGGAUCUAUCUAAAAGUGAAAGCUGUAUCAAAAAUAUGCAACUUCAAACAGAAACAGAAGAACUAGAAGCUGAAGUAAGCAAUUUAUUGAAUGCCCUUUCAAAAUCUAGAAUAGACGAGAGCAAUUCUAAAAUUUCCACUCAAGCUACUACAAAUACUCAGUCAGCUGCAUUGAUGGGGGUAUCGGAACAGAACAGAGAUUCUGAGAAUGAGUACAUAAAUUAUCCAUUGAUUUCUUCAAGGAACCAGUUGGUAGCUUCAGUAUCAAAUGAAAGCUAUCCUCCUAGUUCCAAAGUUUCUAAGAAUGAAGCUCAAAAGCCCAAAACAAAGAAAUUCAGAAGGUGGAAAAAGAAAAUACCAAACAAAUCAGUGAGAUUUGCAAAUACAAAAAAAUUUAAAUAAUUUUUUUAAAAUAUCCCAAUGCCUGCUUCAGUUUACACAAUUUAGUAAUAAGUACUUUGGAUUAAGUUAAUCCAUGAUAAUGAUAAAUAUCAAAUACUUAUGCUAAUGUAUGUGGUCAUAUUUUGAUAAAGUAUUGUAAAAAUGAUUUGUGAAAAUUGUAUCUAAUAAAAGUCAAGUCUACAAUU
This is a messenger RNA of Harmonia axyridis, 3251 nucleotides long. RefSeq names its product TBC1 domain family member 31. The coding region runs from base 88 to 3066 and encodes 992 amino acids. Lineage: Eukaryota; Metazoa; Arthropoda; Insecta; Coleoptera; Coccinellidae. The transcript is spliced from 9 exons. The record is from RefSeq and is a predicted model, not a curated record. Gene Ontology annotation, molecular function: protein binding. Gene Ontology annotation, cellular component: centrosome.